CCUGUAUUUCUACCCACGAAGAAGAAGCAAUCGGCUCCUUCCGUCUGGCUGUUAGUUACAAAACAGCCGUUUGGCUCCAGCAGCGGCUGAUGGGAAGCUUCUGCAGCGCCGACGGUUCUGAUCCUUUCUGGGAUUGGAACAGAACCUGGAAUACCUCUAAUCCAGACGUCACUCCGUGUUUCCAAAACACCGUCCUGGUGUGCGUGCCAUGCCUCUACCUGUGGAUAUGUGCCCCCAUCUAUGUGGUCUACCUGCGCAGCCGCAACCGAGGCUACAUCUGCAUGAAUCACCUGAACAAAGCGAAGACUGUUCUGGGCUUCUUGCUGUGGAUGAUCUGCUGGUCAGAUGUCUUCUACUCUUUCUGGGAAAGGAGCAACAGCAGCAGCACCACAGCGCCGGUCCACCUCGUCAGUCCCACCUUACUGGGACUCACAAUGCUGCUGGCCACCUUCAUCAUCCAGUACGAUCGGAUCAAAGGCGUUCAGUCCUCUGGACUUCUGCUCAUCUUCUGGCUGCUGGCGCUGCUGUGCGCCUCCGUCUCCUUCAGGUCCAAGAUCCUGCAGGCGCUGGAGGAGCCUGAAACGGUGUCCGUCUGGAGGUCCACCACCUUCUACCUGUCCUACGUCCUGGUUCUGCUGUCCCUGGUUCUGUCCUGCUUCACCGACCAGCCGCCGCUCUUCAGUCAGGCGGUCAAAGACACGAACCCGUGUCCUGAACCCGGAGCCUCCUUCCUCUCCAGGAUCACCUUCUGGUGGAUCACAGGGUUGAUGAUGGUUGGGUACAGACGCCCCCUGGAGGAGAAGGAUCUUUGGUCUCUGAAUCUAGAGGACCGCUCUCACAGCGUGGUGCCACAUCUGGUGCGUCGCUGGAACUCAGAGCGUUACAAGGCCAAGAGGACAGAGCAGCAGAUGGUGUUCUCCCCUAAGAGGCCCCCCCAUGGGGAGGGCCAGCCUGUGGAAGAGUCUGAGAUCCUGCUCACCAAGUCUCCCAGAAAGAGCAAGGAAUCCUCCCUGCUCUGGGCCCUGUGCCUGACCUUCGGACCUCACUUCCUGGUCUCCUGCCUCUAUAAAAUCAUCCAGGACAUCCUGAUGUUCGUGGGACCAGAGAUCCUGAGACUGCUAAUACGCUUCGUCAACGACUCCAGCGCCCCCUCCUGGCAGGGAUUCUUUUACACCGCCCUGCUCUUUAUUUGCACCUGUGUGCAGUCGCUGAUUCUUCAGAGGUACUUCCAUGUCUGCUUUGUCUCAGGCAUGCGUCUGCGAACAGCCAUCAUCGGCGCCGUCUACAGGAAGGCCUUGGUGAUUAGUAACGCGGCACGGCGCACAUCGACGGUGGGAGAAAUUGUCAACCUGAUGUCUGUGGAUGCUCAGCGCUUCAUGGACCUGGUCACCUACAUCAACAUGGUGUGGUCUGCACCGCUGCAGGUGGUCCUGGCCCUCUACUUUCUCUGGCAGAAUUUGGGUCCAUCUGUGCUGGCAGGAGUUGCAGUGAUGGUUCUGAUGGUUCCGAUUAAUGCCGUUAUUGCCAUGAAAACUAAAACCUACCAGGUAGCCCAGAUGAAGAGCAAAGACAGCCGCAUCAAGCUGAUGAACGAGAUGCUGAACGGCAUCAAGGUGCUGAAGCUCUACGCCUGGGAACUAGCCUUCAAGGACAAGGUGUCUGAGAUCCGGGAGAGCGAGCUGCGCGUGCUGAAGAAGGCUGCUUACCUGGGCGCCAUAUCUACCUUCACCUGGGUGUGCGCUCCCUUCUUGGUCGCCCUGUCCACCUUCGCCGUUUAUGUGCUAAUCGAUGAACGGAACGUGCUGGAUGCUCAGAAGGCCUUCGUGUCACUGGCGCUGUUCAACAUCCUGCGUUUUCCUCUCAACAUGCUGCCUUUUGUCAUCAGCAGCAUUGUUCAGGUGG
Molecule: messenger RNA, 1902 nt
Organism: Cyprinodon tularosa
Lineage: Eukaryota; Metazoa; Chordata; Actinopteri; Cyprinodontiformes; Cyprinodontidae
Product: multidrug resistance-associated protein 1-like
Exons: 13
Biological process (GO): xenobiotic transport; glutathione transmembrane transport
Cellular component (GO): basolateral plasma membrane
Molecular function (GO): glutathione transmembrane transporter activity; ABC-type xenobiotic transporter activity; ATP binding
Source: RefSeq, a predicted model, not a curated record